Monoraphidium neglectum is the source of this 384-nucleotide messenger RNA. RefSeq lists its product as hypothetical. Lineage: Eukaryota; Viridiplantae; Chlorophyta; Chlorophyceae; Sphaeropleales; Selenastraceae. The coding region runs from base 1 to 384 and encodes 127 amino acids. The transcript has 3 exons. The record is from RefSeq and is a predicted model, not a curated record.
AUGUUCCAGCGCAUCAUGAGCUGGCUCAAGCCCGGGGGCAAGCUCCUCAUCACGGACUAUGCGCGCUCCGACUCCGAGCCGACGCCCGCAUUUGCGGCCUACAUCGCCCAGCGCGGCUACGACCUGCGGCCCAUCAAGGCGUACGGCCGCCUGCUGGAGGAGGCCGGCUUUGUGGACGUGGUAGCAGAGGACAGGACAGAGCAGUUCAUCGACUGCCUGGACUCUGAGCUCUCGCGUGUCGAGGCCGACAAGGCCGCGUUUGUCGAGCGCUUCGGGGAGCCCGGCUACUCGGCCGUCGUGGACGGCUGGAACGACAAGCUGGCCCGGGCGCGCGCGGGCGAGCAGCGUUGGGGCCUGUUCGUCGCCACCAAGCCGCUGCAGUAG